AUGGCUCUCUGGCACGGGCCCCAGCUGGCCGGGGAGCCCUCGCUCGUCGAUGAUGAGGUAUUGGUAGAGGCACCCGAGGGAUCUUUCUAUCUUCUUGUGGUUGUUGUUGUUAUUAUGUCGGAUAGUGACAGCAGACGAUCGACCGGCAGUGGGGUCGUCGAUCCGUCCUCCCUCCCUCCGGGCAUCACCCCUGAGUUCGGUCCCUUAGCCGACCCCAAGCGGUACCUCAUAGGACGCGAGAUUGGCGCUGGUGCCACGGCUCGGGUCUUCAAGUGCAAACGACAGAAGGAUGGGAGGGUGUUUGCUGUGAAGUGCCUAUUCGUCCAACGAGCUCGAUUGUCGGAGGAGUUCGAUCGAGAGCUAGAGGCCUUGCAUAAGGAGAUAGGGAUACUCUCCCGUCUCAAACAUCGCAACAUCGUAGCCUUGCAUGAUGUUGUCGAGACCCAGACUGCGGUGUACAUAGUUAUGGAGUAUGUUGGUGGUGGCGAGCUUUUUGACUAUGUUGUUGACAAUGACAACUUCAACAACGAGAACGUAAUACGUUUCGUUUUCUGUCAAGUUGUCGACGCCCUCCUCUACCUGCACGUCAACGGUAAGCGAUAUCCCUUCACUGGACAACACAUGAACGACCAAAUACGGAUAGGGCACUUCAAGUUCAAGAAGAUGGACCAUGUUAGUGAAGAUGCGAAGAAUUUGGUAUCGAGAUUGAUAGUCGUUAACCCCAACGAUCGGAUCUCACUCGAGGAUGCUCUAGGCCAUCCUUGGCUCCGCAAUUUUCCUCCCGCCCAAGCUCUACAGCAGGUGUGGGUUCCAGAAUCUCGUGUACCACAACUCACUGAACUUUACUCUACUCUUACCACGAGGGCCAUUGGAUAUGAACCGACUAUUAGUAGUGUGCCUUCACAAGUGUUGAAGCCGACGAGCAUCGCGGAAGCUCCGAGCCCGUUGGCUAGUUUUCACGAACCGGGCGAAGAUUCCCCUAUGACCAUCGACGACGAUGAGGAUGAUUAUUCCCCGAUCGAUGGGAUGCAGGUCGAGCAUUUGGACUCUCGCGGGGACCCGAUGGAGACUAGUGACAUAUCGCAGUCUCGGAGUUCGGCUACACGAGGUGACCGUCAUAAAGAAAAGGAGUACUUGGCAGUUCAAAAUCGUGGAGGAUCUCGCUCGCCCGUGUCUGAUGUCGCGAACAGAGUUGUCGUGCCGAACUUGGCGGCGAAUCUUGGGAAAAAGGCGGCGCAAGAUUUCCGUCUAGAUGAACUUUGCACAGCACAGCUGAACAUUCUGAAAAUUUUCCAGCAAAUUUAUAUACAUUUCCGGCAUCAUCCGGUGGUGGCUCAGCUAGUUCAAGCGAUGAUUUUCGAAGCACGGGAGCUCCAGACGCAGACGACGGUGAUGCUGAGUCGCUGUGGUGACAUUGCGGAGGUGGUCAGGAAGGACCUGUCGGACAUGGUCCUGUUCGCGGAGGAGGGUCUGCCUGAUGAGGCCAUGGCUGGGCUGGAUUCGGUGAAAGCAAAGUUACAAGGAAUGUCGGCGAGCUCUGAGGAGCUGCAUGCGCACUAUGUGGAGUUUGAGGGGAAGGUGCAGAAGAUUAUAGUGGGGUUGCCGACUACUGUUGUUGGAAUACCAUCAGCACAGCAAAGGGAGAUCACUGCUAAGGCUAUAAUGGAUGCUAAGGAAGUCAUUGAUUCUGAUGUAAAGAUGUCUACAGACGGUCCUAAGAUAUCACUCGUGGAGUCUAGUUCGAGCGCCAACGACAGCAGCAAUAUGGGGAAUAGCAGUGACAGGAGGACACUCAGUCGGCGAUCGAAACGGGCUAAUGAGCGUUUGGAUUCCCUCUUGGACAGGCUUCGCAACCUGCCCUCUGAUGGGAAGAUUAUUUCAGCGGUGGAUGGUAAAGGUGACGCGAUCGAUUCCGAGGUGGCGGAGUUGCUGGAUUUGCCAUUCCUGGCAGCGGGCUAUGUUGGUGGAUAUUCGGAGAAGCGAAAGAAACCAGAGUCGAGCUCGGAUGAGUCUGCUGUGGUCUCGGACAAGGAACUUGAAGCACAGGGCGAAAGGGCAGCGUGGUCCGUCUCAGACGAGACGAUGAAGAAAUCGGAUGAGGAAGAGUCUAUUCCCUCUCGGAAAAGUGACAUUCCUAGUGGUAGCGACUCGGAGGCAACAGCACAGCUGGCGGUGACUCGCAAGCUGGUGAAUAAUGGUGGUUCUGAUCCGACUGCUGCUCUCAUCGCUGAUUCGAUGAGGAAACUGCGAAGAAUCGAUCAGAUCCUCCACAAGGUGACGGUGUUUUGGCAGGGAGUGGAUCAAUCGGUGGCGAAGUUGUCGGAUAUGCGGGAAAAUGCGGCGAGGCUGUUGUCGGGUACGACGAAGUCGGCGCGGAUUCUGGCAGUUUUCAGAGAGAGGGCGCGCGAGAAUAACGAUUUCUGGAAGACCUAUGAGGAUGUGUGCAAGGAGUAUGCGAGGACAUCAGCUCGUCAAAUGCAAGCUUACUUGGAGGAUAUGAACUUGGUCUAUGCACAAGUUGAUGAUUUUGAUUUGAAGUCUGCUGCUGCUGCCGCCGCUGUAAGCUUCGUCUGCAUGGUAACCGUCUUAUCCAUAGCUCUUACUGGCUUCCUCCUCCUACACGUAGUCGUUGGUGGAGGUUUGAAGCGACCAGAUCAGGAGAAGAGGGGAUGGGAGGCGAAGAUUAACGCCGCGACGAGGAACGUCAAUUACGCUCUUUACGCCAAUGGACGAGGCUGGGUGAAGUCGAAUGGCAAGUCGGACUGCAACGGUAAGUGGAAGGACGCGGAGACCUACGGCGCUCGAAAGAAGAAAAUCAAACAAUUCUGCAUUCGGCUACACGAGAAGCAUCAAGACGACAGAGGUUAUACCGAUGCUCCGAAGAGAUACGAUUGCCGACUUGAUCCGAAUGACAAGGGGAAUAACCAUGGAACCAAAAACCGUGACUGGCUAUGUUAUGAGAAAGAACAAGAAUACGUAUUGAUGCCUCCUCAUGGCUCUGGACUCAACUCGACUUGUCCUUCAACCAACCCGUGGCUACACCGUGCUCUGUCAUGGUAUCCCCGUGAUAGCCCACCCAAGUGGUGUCGAUAUAACUGGUAUGAGAAGAGGCAAGUCUGCUGGUGUAUGCCGGGCUUUUAUCGGGAAUCACCGUAUGACGUGUCACUUUCCAAGAGAGGCUGUCCCGAGGAGGAGAUCUUCAUCAUCCCGCGGUUCGUCAGGAGGAGCGAACUACGCCGACUAGGAGCAUUCGAUGAGCCUCCAAGAAAAACUGGGGCCGUGGCUGAGGAAUCCUCCACCGAUGAGUGUACUUGUCCAUCCCCAUCUGAUGCGUUUGACGAGGCCUCCAAGUCUCCAUGAGUAAUGUAAUCGUCAGAUGAAGUCGUGAUGAUUAUGUGAAACGAUAAUUCAUCGCUCUAUAGCUUUGCCGCAAACGGCAAAUCUGUCAUUAUCUUUCUUGUAUGUAAAGAACAUGCCGCACUUACUUUAAUAGCGCAUGUGAAGUCUAUGUGAAACUAUGGAAGUUCUCUUUUA
This is a messenger RNA of Perkinsus marinus ATCC 50983, 3534 nucleotides long. RefSeq names its product serine/threonine-protein kinase chk2, putative. Gene Ontology annotation, biological process: protein phosphorylation. Lineage: Eukaryota; Perkinsozoa; Perkinsida; Perkinsidae. The record is from RefSeq and is a predicted model, not a curated record. The coding region runs from base 1 to 3360 and encodes 1119 amino acids. The transcript is spliced from 10 exons. Gene Ontology annotation, molecular function: protein kinase activity; ATP binding.